UUCACACUAUAUGAAGGGGCUCAGGACGGUCUCUAGGUUUACUCACACGGCAAGGAUGGGUCAUUUGAUCUCGCUUCAUGUUGUACUCUCUCUAUUCCUUCUCUUUCCCUCGCCUUCCCUUGGGAAAUUAGGCCACCAUUCCCCUCCAUGGCAUUCACCAUUUUGGCCGCCCAACCACCACCAUGGAUUACCACCAGCAGCACCUUAUACUCGUAGUCCACCAGAACCUCCAAAAACACCACCAUAUGGGUACAAGUCCCCACCGCCGCCGCCGCCGGAGUACAAGCCGCCCAUAUACAAGCCUUCACCACCAUCGCCACCACCGGGAUGCGAGUCGCCACCACCUUACAAGUCUCCACUGCUGCCUCCGAAGCCAUACAAGCCCCCACCAGCGCCACCUCCAAUAUACAAGCUACCACCACCACCACCUAAAUAUAAGCAUUUGCCACCAAAGACAUACAAGUCUCCACCACCAGCACCUCCAAAAUACAUGCCGCCGCCGCCGCCACCAAAAUAUAAACCUUUGCCUCCAAAACCAUCCAAGCCUCCAUCUGCGACACCUCCAAUAUAUAAGCCACCACCACUGAAAUAUAAACCUCCACCACCGAAGCCAUACAAGUCUCCACUACCUCCAAUUUACAAGCCGCCACCACCACCAUCUCCCGAACAUAAACCUUCACCACCAAAACCAUGCAAGUCUCCGCUGCUGCCGCCAACGAAAUACAAGCCGCCGCCACCGAAAUAUAAACCUUUGCCGCCGAAGACGUCCAAGCCUCCACCACCGUCGCCUCCAAAGUACAAGCCGCCACCACCAAAAUACAAACCUCCGCCACCGAAGCCAUACAAGCCUCCAACAGCGUCGCCUCCAAAGUACAAGGCACCACGACCACAGUAUAAACCUUCACCACCGAAGCCAUACAAGUCGCCACUGACACCAUUACCACCAAAAUACAAACCUCUGCCACCAAAACCUUACAAGCCUCCUGGCCCUCCACCAACCCCACUUCCAAAAUACAAGCCACCACUACCACCAUCACCAUCACCAGUAUAUAAGCCUCGAACACCACCUAAACAUGAAUAUUGCGAGUCACCACCACCAUCUCCAGCACCCAUGCACAAGCCUCCGCCAAAAUACAGGACACCACCUGCACAUAAGGCCCCGGCGCCACCACACAAGCCUGGCUACAAGCCGCCUCCACCACCAUAUGAACCAAACCCUGUUUACAACUACAUUUCGCCGCCGCCGCCACACCAUCAUCAACCAGGAGUCCACCAGUGACCUGGAACUCGCACGAUGAAGGGAUUCCUAAUGGGCAUUCUACUAAGCCGCAAUAUGAUCUACCAUCAAGCUCUCUCCCACGCCAGUGCCAUGGUCAUGUUUAAGAGACAUCUAGUAAUGUUGAAGUCCGGUUAAGAAGCAUGUAACUAGAUCUUUUGACCAUUAUGUAUGGCACAAGCAAAAAAUAUAUGAAUCAUGACUUGCUAGCAAAGAUGCUGGUUUCAUCUGUGUGAUGAAAUGAAGCGUUUGAAACAAGAGAUUUAUUUUCAA
Phoenix dactylifera (date palm) is the source of this 1549-nucleotide messenger RNA. RefSeq lists its product as uncharacterized. NCBI's taxonomy places the organism in Eukaryota, Viridiplantae, Streptophyta, Magnoliopsida, Arecales, Arecaceae. The record is from RefSeq and is a predicted model, not a curated record.